Molecule: messenger RNA, 1416 nt
Organism: Polychytrium aggregatum
Lineage: Eukaryota; Fungi; Chytridiomycota; Chytridiomycetes; Polychytriales
Exons: 4
Coding region: 125-1321 (398 amino acids)
Molecular function (GO): protein binding
Source: RefSeq, a predicted model, not a curated record
GCUCUGCUCGGCUCGGCUCUCUGUGUCCCGGACUCCAAUACCGCUCCUGUCGCUUUGUUCCUGUUCUGCCUCCCGCUCUCGUCCCAACUCUGCGAAUCCUCCUGCUGUCGCUCUCUAGACCGCCAUGAGCUGCAUCUACUUUGACGCAAGCAAUGCCACCAACUGCAAGGACUGGGUCGUCAACGGCGGCCAGGGCUUCUAUCUAGCCCCAAGCAUCAUCCAGCCGCUCUUUCCCGACCCUGCCUCCUUCAGCCUGUCGCAAUACGUGAGCGUUCGAAGCACCUUUCUCUUCGGCCCAAUCGGCUCACCGGCCCUCGUCACGGCACUGCUCACCAACCUGACCUGCCCAGCACCUGCCACCGGCACCUUUUCCCCUGAAGCACCAGCACCCCCGAUUCGCUUUACCGAGCAACUGAUUUGCGCCAACGCCAUCCAGCAGUCCGCCAAGGCCUGUCCUCAAAUUGCAUACCAGCCCAUCUGCAAGCAAAUCUGCGACGACAGUCUCACCUCCAUCACCAACUUCAUCAGCGUCUGUGGUGGAGCAAACAAGGCUACCCUCAGCUACAGCAACUUUACCACCGCAUGCCAGUCCUUGGCCAGCCCCACGACCCCGACGUGCAUCUCCGAGGCCUACUCCAACACCACAAACUGCGGAUUCUCGAUUGGCCCUCCUGGAGGCGGCACUGGCGGUCCCGCUGCCCCUGGUGCCCCGCUCCCACCACCCGUCCGCUUUUGCAACGGUAUCCCAUCCAACAGCCGGCCAUCGUGCUGUAACGCCUACCUCUCCAGCCCACCAUCGCCAUCGCCCACCAACAGCCCCAGUCCGUCGAGCUCUCCGACACCAGCCGCCUUCGAUAGUGGCGACAUUGGCGGCAUCGUCGGCGGCAUUGCCGGCGGCGUGGCUCUCCUACUGGUGCUCGGGGUGCUCUUCUUUUUCUGCGUCGUGCGCCGCCGUCGCGAGAAGCUGGCUACCCUGAUCAAGGGAUCCCGAGACACCCGAGCCGAGUCCAACGCCAGCAGCUUCCGCGACACGGCGAGCCCGCUGCCCCCUCGUCCCUCGAUCCCAGGGUCGUCGGGCACGGGCAGCGACUACCAGCAGCAACGCUCGAGCCACAGCGCCACAAACAUCUCUAGUGCCUUCAACAAGCAGUGGAUUGCCCUCUCGAAUUUCGAUCCGCGAAGGGACGACGAAUUGGAGUUCAAGGCUGGCGACCACAUCACGUUGCUGUCGAUCUUCAACGAUGGAUGGGCGCAGGGUGUCAACGAGCGGACAGGCAGUUUGGGUGCCGCUCCUAUGAGUCUGUUGCGUGAAAUCAACUAGACGUCCCUUUCAUCUCCUCCUCCCCUCCCCACCCCACCCGACACCAUGCGCAACUGCAAAGAAAAGCAGCACGAGCGACUGCGGUCCUCAGCACA